CCAUUCUCUUGUUUGUUCACUAAUCAGCUACUUUUGCCAUGUCGUCAGACUACGUCAGAUCGUUGCUACAACUACAUCCUGAAAUGAAAAAAGACGCACGUACUAUUCCAUUGUGGCGUAAGAGGUUCCUUCUUGGUCUUGCAUUGCCAUCAUUUCGGGAUUCUGCUCAACUAAUUAUCUUUCAGCCUUGGAAGAGAAUUACUGCCGAAUUGAACAGUCCUACGAUCAUGAUGACGCUCAGUAACUCGCUUUACAUGAUGUUCAUGGGUAUCGCUGUGUCUGCGGAGGAUCAGCUCACGCUGGAUCUUUUCAUUAUCAUCUAUACUGCCGAUUUCCUUGGUGGUUGCUUUGCUUACGAUAUCUAUGUCCUACUUGGCAUGCGCAUUCUUCAAGCAGUGGGCAUCUCAUCAGCUUGGGCUGUCGGUGCCGGUUCUGUAGCAGAUGUGUAUGGCGUGGAUGAACGGGGUAAUGCGCUAAGCCCACGACCCAAGCUGUUGGGCGCUGGCUGGGUCACGUUCUUCUUUGGCAUGUUGAGCUUGGUCUGGGCGUUUUUCGUUCUCGCUUUGAAGGUGAACCCUCAGAUGCGCAAGUACUCGGGCAAUUAAUGAUACCCUUCUCGAGGAAUGACCAGAUUCCGCUAAUAAUAAUGCACACGGUGAGUUUAUUUUAGCUUAGAUUUUAGAACAUGGACUGUUCACUAGGAGCAUUCCAUCGUAAUAAAA
Zychaea mexicana is the source of this 722-nucleotide messenger RNA. RefSeq lists its product as uncharacterized. The transcript has 4 exons. NCBI's taxonomy places the organism in Eukaryota, Fungi, Mucoromycota, Mucoromycetes, Mucorales, Lichtheimiaceae. The coding region runs from base 39 to 605 and encodes 188 amino acids. The record is from RefSeq and is a predicted model, not a curated record.